AAUACCACCUCAAGAUCCUAGAAUUCUCGUUGCUAGCUAGUGUUGUAUUUUUCUUAAAGUGACAAACAAAAAGGAAAUGAAGAGGAGCAGAAGCUUUUCCUUACUCUUUUACCUGUACUUGUUGGUGAUUGUCUUUGCCACCUUCUCUAUAGUUUCCAUGGAAGCAAGGAAGACUAACAUCAAGAAAAAACUUCACAAACGUCACAAAGGUGGUCACACUCGAGGGUCACAUUCUCCAUGUCCAGUUCCAGCCCCUCAAGGGAGUACCUUUGAUGUUUUGGCUUUUGGCGCCAAGGGAAAUGGAGUUUCUGAUGAUUCAGAGGCACUUCUAGCUGCAUGGAAUGGUGCAUGUAAAGUUGCUGCUGCUACAGUUAAAAUUCCAGCACAAUUCAAGUUCCUCAUGAAACCUGUUACUUUACAAGGCCCUUGUAUGCCCGAUCUUACUCUUCAGAUAGAUGGAACUCUAUUGGCACCUUCUGAAGCAUCUUCCUGGCCACAAUCUAGUCUGUUUCAGUGGAUAAAUUUCAAGUGGGUGCAGAACUUCACCAUCAUAGGUUCUGGCACUGUUGAUGGCCAAGGCUAUAAUUGGUGGAGCUCCUCAGAAUUUUAUGACAUGCAGAAGAAGACCUACUCCAAACAUAUUCCUAGCAUUAAACCAACCGCUAUAAGAUUCUACUCUAGCAACUUUGUAACAGUUCGUGAUAUCAGAAUCAUAAACAGUCCUCUUUGCCAUCUAAAAUUUGACAACUCAAAGGGGAUUAAAGUUAACAACAUUACAAUAUCCUCCCCCGAGAAUAGCCCCAACACUGAUGGCAUUCACUUACAAAACACACAGGACGUAGAAAUUCAACGUUCUAUCAUUUCAACAGGAGAUGACUGUGUAUCCAUCCAAACUGGUUGCUCUAAUGUUCAUGUCCACCACAUUAAUUGUGGACCUGGACAUGGUAUAAGUUUGGGAGGAUUAGGAAAAGACAAGACUAGUGCGGCAUGUGUGUCUGACAUCACUGUUGAGGAUAUCUCAAUGAAAAACACUCUAUUUGGAGCAAGGAUCAAAACAUGGCAGGGAGGCAUUGGCAUGGUUAAAAAUGUGACAUUUUCCAGAAUUCAAGUCUAUGAUGUCAUGUACCCAAUAAUGAUAGACCAAUACUAUUGUGACAAGGAAAUCUGCAAGAACCACACAAGCACUGUGGUGAUUUCUGGGGUUAAGUUUGAUCAAAUACAUGGAACUUAUGGCAUGCAGCCUGUGCAUCUAGCUUGCAGCAAUUCCAUACCAUGCACAGAUGUUGAUUUGAGCGAUAUUCAACUGAGUCCCUCCCCUAAGUAUAGAGGUUUGCAACAAGCUGUGUGCUGGAACUCCUAUGGAAAAUCACAAGGUCCUUUGAUACCUUCAAGCAUUGAUUAUUGCUUGAGAAGUGGUGGUGGAUUAAUCAAGAGGAUAGCAAGGUCACAUGAUAGAGUGUGUUACUAAUUGCAGAUGAUAAGAACUUUUAGUUUUGAGCCUUGUGGGUGUGGCAGCUUCCCUUUCUACAAAUAUAUUUUAAACUGUGGGAAGGUGAUGGUGUAAUUAAUUUAGUUCUUUUUUUUUUCCAUUGGAAUUAAUGUACCAAUAGACUUUGUUUAUUAGUUCAUUGUUGAGUGAGACCAAACAUUUGAGUUUUAACUGAUGAAUAUUUUUUUUGUUAUUCUCCA
Molecule: messenger RNA, 1689 nt
Organism: Glycine soja
Lineage: Eukaryota; Viridiplantae; Streptophyta; Magnoliopsida; Fabales; Fabaceae
Product: polygalacturonase At1g48100-like
Exons: 8
Coding region: 77-1468 (463 amino acids)
Biological process (GO): carbohydrate metabolic process
Molecular function (GO): polygalacturonase activity
Source: RefSeq, a predicted model, not a curated record